Molecule: messenger RNA, 1263 nt
Organism: Alternaria viburni
Lineage: Eukaryota; Fungi; Ascomycota; Dothideomycetes; Pleosporales; Pleosporaceae
Exons: 4
Coding region: 1-1263 (420 amino acids)
Biological process (GO): transmembrane transport
Molecular function (GO): transmembrane transporter activity
Source: RefSeq, a predicted model, not a curated record
AUGGCCAUCGUCCAUCGGGAAGAGAACUUCAAGAAAGCAUUUCGCGAUCACGCAGCAGACGCAGUCUACCAAGAGACAGAAGAGCGACAGCCACGGCGAGUGGGCGAAGACGAUCCUUAUCGCCCCAUGAACUGGCCCACAAAGAAGAAGAUCACAACGACCAUGAUGUAUGGCCUCACGACUAUGAGCGCGACAUGGGCUUCUUCUGCGUAUUCUGCAGGUACACGACAGAUAGCAGCCGAGUUCAACGUAGGAAACCAGGUCGCAGUGUUGGGCACUACGCUCUUCCUGUUUGGAUUUGGACUUGGACCGCUUCUGUGGGCUCCACUUUCCGAAGUCUACGGGAGACGUUUGGCAGUUUUGACGCCCAUGUUCAUUGCAAUCUGCUUUAGCUUCGGUAGUGCCGUAGCAAAGGACUUCCAGACACUGAUGAUUACAAGGUUCUUCGGUGCCUUCUUUGCUAGCGCACCAGUCACGAAUACCGGUGGUGUGUUGGGCGAUCUGUAUAGUCCGGCAUGGAGAGCCUUAGCCAUGGCAGGCUACGCUAUGGCGGUCGUUGGCGGUCCAUGUCUAGGGCCAAUUGUCUCAGCAGCUUUUGUCGCUAAUCCAUCACUUGGCUGGCGUUGGACCGAAUACUUCACGGGUAUACUUCAGGCAACCAUUCUGUUCAUCGACAUUAUAUUCAUCGAUGAAUGCUACCCACCGAAACUCCUCGUCUACAAAGCACGUCGCCUGCGGCACGAAACCGGCAACUGGGCCCUUCACACGAAGUUCGAGGAGUGGGAUGUCAGCAUCAAAGAAUUGUCUAAGAAAUUCCUUCUCCGGCCACUACAGCUCCUGAUGACUCCUAUCUGUUUCCUUGUCGCGCUCUACGCUAGCUUCUGCUACGGCAUUCUAUACAUGAUGCUGGGAGGCAUUCCCAUAAUUUUCGGCGAAAUGAGGGGAUGGCCAGCUGUAAGCGCAACGCUGCCUUUCCUGGGUAUCUUGGUUGGCGCAAUCAUCGGCUGCAGCAUCAACGCCUAUAACCAGCUUCUUUACAACAAAGUCUAUCGUGCAGCUGGUAAUCGUGCCGUUCCGGAAGCGCGUCUGCCACCGAUGAUGCUCGGCUCGGUACUCUUCUCCGCCGGUCAGUUCAUCCUGGGCUGGACAGCGGACCCUCAAUACCAUUGGAUUGCUCCCAUCAUUGGGCUGGUGUUGCUGGGAACUGGAUUCUUCACGAUCUUUCAAGCUGCCCUGAAUUACCUGGAUCAGGAGGGCAAGUAA